This is a messenger RNA of Clonostachys solani, 1326 nucleotides long. NCBI's taxonomy places the organism in Eukaryota, Fungi, Ascomycota, Sordariomycetes, Hypocreales, Bionectriaceae. The record is from the annotation of a GenBank genome assembly.
AUGGAUGACUCUCCACAAGACUGUACUCUGUGGGUUUCCGAUCUCUUCAACACUGCAGUUGGCACGACAGAUCUGCAAGUUGAUGUUAACGAUGCUGAGAUGGAAAAUGAGCAGGUCUCGUCAUGGAAUUCUCCCGGCGACUCGCAUUUCAUAGGGCUUGAAGACUUGUUACCUUCCAAAAACACACCCAUCCUUGACCUCACGUAUCUAAUGCCAGAUGACAUAGCUCUAUCUAUGCUAGAUCGACAGGCUAUCGAUUUUUACACCUCAGACUUCUCCCACAUUCAUAUCACCAAACGGUUUCCGUGGUCCACAAACGCUCUGCUGCUGCGACUUGGCUACGAAACACCUAUUGUUAUGAGAUUCCUUCUAGCCGCAUCCCUAAAUGAACUCCAUCGUCGAGAGUCGGCUCCUAGUGUUGAGUUUAAAGAGCUGGCAGAAGUUCAUUUCAAAAUUGGGUGCUCUCACUUCUCCGGGUUGGUGCCCAGAGGAGACGGGAUUCCGAUUGAUCCUCGGCCCGUCCUCGCCUCCGUGUUCUUCGCCUUUCUCUACCUUUCUCGAAGGAAAUCUGUCGACAGGUCGAAAAUCAGGUCAUUGAGUAAAACUGCCUCGGACUACAUACGAGAGCAUGAGCUCGAUACCUUGGGUACAACUUCCGUUGAGCCAGUGCCACUGGGGGCGUCGUUGGUUCAAAAGUUUGACAGUCCUAGCGACAAGCGACUCAUCUCUCAAUUAAUGCGAUGGAUAUUUUUCAAAGAUGUUCAGAUGGCUUUUCAUGGAUGUGGUGGGAGUGUAGCUUCGCAUAUUCUUGGCGCUGUAAAGAGCCAUGACAGGUUAAGCCGAGCUUCAAGCUCCUUAGUGAACAACAUCUGGGGCGCCAGAUUUCACGCAACCAGAAUUUACUUCUUCCGGGCCGCCCUACCUGUCCAUACGCAAUGUCCGCCAGGAGAAGCACUACCAGCUGCAGUGCAAAACAGUCUCUCGGCGAUCCUAGCCAUAGCUCAUGGCAUGUUUGCCUCUGAGCUACCAAGUCCGUACGAACGGUUGCAGUGGCCGCUCUUCAUGGCUGGUAUUGAGACUCAAGAUGUCAUUUACCGCGAGUGGAUCUUAUCGCAUAUGCGACCGUCGGCUCUAAAAACUUCCCUGAGUAGAGUGAUCAAGGCACAAAGCUAUAUCGGCUACCGACUUGGAAUUGCAAUUAUCAAAGACAUAAUUAAGGAUGUUGAUAGGAAUAUUGCUGCGGGAAAUGCUCUGGAGGCUUUUGGUAGCCAAGACUCUGAUAGCUGGGUUGAUGUCGAAGACGAGAAUGACUUUUGUCUGUGGUAA